GCGGGGCCGCGCCUUGCCCCGUGCGUGCGCGCUCCCGGCCCCCCCCCGCCUUCCCCUCUCUCUGUGUCCCUCUCUCUCCCUCUCUCCGCCGCGCUCGGCCGGCUCUGCCCCCCCUUUGUGCGCGCUCCGAGCCGCCCCCGCAUCGCCGACUCGCCAUGGCCGACGAGAAGCCCAAGGAAGGAGUGAAGACUGAAAACAAUGACCACAUUAAUCUGAAGGUGGCAGGGCAAGAUGGGUCUGUGGUGCAGUUUAAGAUUAAGAGGCACACACCACUUAGUAAACUAAUGAAAGCCUAUUGUGAACGACAGGGGUUGUCAAUGAGGCAAAUCAGAUUCCGGUUUGAUGGGCAGCCAAUUAAUGAAACAGACACACCUGCACAGUUGGAAAUGGAGGAUGAAGAUACAAUUGAUGUGUUCCAGCAGCAAACAGGAGGAGUUUACUAAAACAAACACACAAAAAAGAACCUGCUACUUUCCUCUCCAGAACUGUGCUCCCACAGGCAACACUUCACAAUUAGAAAAAUGAGACUUGGUUCAGCCACAUCCUGACUACUGCAGUAUAGUUUUCUCUCUUCUCUCUGAUUUUUUUUUUCUUAUUCCUUUUAUUGUACAUAAAGUAACUGGUGAUGUGCACAGGCAUAAUGCAUAUUUUUUUUUUUAACUAAAUGGCCAAUGGUAUGUUUUGAUCAACAUUUAAUGGAGAUGGGGUGGGAAAACAAACUGGUUCUGUGAAAAUGCCCCUCUCUCCGUUAGUGGCAUGCUCCUUCUACUUUUACAGAAUCACAGAAUAAGCCGAGUUAUCUUUAUAUUCCAGUAAGUUAUUUUGCUCUCACUGUUCAAAAACAAAAACCUUGCAUACCUUGUUUGAUUGGAUAAUUUCAAUGUUUUUCUUUUAUCAUUGUAAAACCAAGGGCAAUUUUAUAACUUUUUUGUACGUAGCUGUUACAUGUAGAGCAAUCUCUGUCUAAGUAGGGGUAAAUUACUCUUUAAAAAAAAAAGGAAAAAAAAAAAGUCCUAGAUAGUUUUCCCUUCAAGUAAAACGUCUUGUUGUUUAAAUAAACUUCUUGUUUAAAAUAA
Melospiza georgiana is the source of this 1076-nucleotide messenger RNA. RefSeq names its product small ubiquitin like modifier 2 (gene SUMO2). NCBI's taxonomy places the organism in Eukaryota, Metazoa, Chordata, Aves, Passeriformes, Passerellidae. The record is from RefSeq and is a predicted model, not a curated record. Gene Ontology annotation, biological process: protein sumoylation. Gene Ontology annotation, cellular component: nucleus. The transcript is spliced from 4 exons. Gene Ontology annotation, molecular function: protein tag activity; ubiquitin-like protein ligase binding. Bases 156 to 443 code for a protein of 95 amino acids.